GUCGAUCUUUGCUUCGAAAAAAAAUACGAUCAUUGUUGGCACGACGCGCAUGCUCCGCGCGCGUCUUCCCGCGCUUUUUGGCGCCAUUAAAUUAAAAAAGUUUGCGUAACUUUUUAACGAUAAAAAGUAUCACCAAAAAGUUUCGUAGCUGAAUUUUAAUUAUGACAAAAUAAAGUGACGGUUGAGUACUUGGUGGAUAAAUGGUUUUGCCUAAUGAUGGGUGACAGUGAUAGUGUAAGUGCAGUCAGGAGUCGCAGGACAUUGAGCCUGGUUUACGGCGUGUAUGCGGGCCUGAUUGCGUGUUUUGUGCCAUUAGUUAUAUGUAAUCCAGAUGGAUUCAGACCCUUAUCUUACGAUACUAUAUUCAACAAUACAAACUAUGCUCAACUACAGCAUAAUUCAAGGCCAUAUAGCUUACCAGUACCACCAGUUUCCAAAGUAGACCGUAAGAACCACACCUAUAGCUUAGAAGAAGACUCUAGAGGGAACGAAUUAGAGAUCGACUAUGAUUUUAGCGAAAAAGAUGAGGGAGGACCUCUCCUGGUGGGAUAUGCAAGAGAUCCUUUCAGAUAUUCGAUACCGGAGAAGGACUUUUUGAGAGGUGUUAGAUACAUGAGUCCCCAAACCAUAUCCUCGUCCUCUGGCUCCGAGAACAGAGGCAAGCGAGGGGUGCUGGAGCUGUACAACAUGAUCUACUGCGCCACCGGCUGCGAGCCCCUGGCCUACAAGGGCUACGGCUGCUACUGCGGCUUCCUGGGCUCGGGCCGGCCCACUGAUGGGAUCGACAGAUGCUGCAAGCAGCACGACCGCUGCUACGAGAACAUGUUCUGCCCAGUCUUCUCGGUCUACUUCCAGCCUUACUACUGGAAGUGCUACCACGGGGAACCUCUCUGCGCCUUAGAGAACUAUGAGAGCCAGCACGGCUUCAUAAACGCGUGCGCAGCGCGACUGUGCGAGUGCGACAGAGAAUUUGCUAUGUGCGUGCGCCGAUACGCUUGUCCAAGGAAGCGGGCGUUGUGUAGAUCCUCACCUUUGAGGCUGCUACAGAACCUGCUUAUGUUUAGGUGACAGUGUUUAAAGUAGGUAGCAGUUUUUCAAAAUCGAAAAAGGAACAUGAGGAUGCUUGCUAUCGAUUUGUCGUGUGGCAAAAGUAAUAAGAGUCAAAUCAAAUCCUACUGGUAAAUAUGCCAAUAUCAUUAGCAUAUUAUUAUCUACUAGGACUUUAGCUCUCCACCUUAGUACUUAAGUACUUAAUGUGUAAGUAUUUGUAAAGUAAAGCAAUUCGUUCAAAUAGAGUGGAAGUGGUAGGUAACUGCCACUAUUUUUAACCAACGUGACGUUACACUGAUAAGGUAAGGACACUACUACGGC
Messenger RNA from Ostrinia furnacalis (Asian corn borer), 1371 nucleotides. RefSeq lists its product as uncharacterized. Lineage: Eukaryota; Metazoa; Arthropoda; Insecta; Lepidoptera; Crambidae. The coding region runs from base 214 to 1068 and encodes 284 amino acids. The transcript has 4 exons. The record is from RefSeq and is a predicted model, not a curated record. Gene Ontology annotation, biological process: arachidonate secretion; lipid catabolic process; phospholipid metabolic process. Gene Ontology annotation, molecular function: calcium ion binding; A2-type glycerophospholipase activity.